AUGCUGGACGAUGGCCCGAGUGAUCCACUGAGCCUGGGCGACUACACAAUGUCAGAAUCUCGAGCUUCACGGACGCAGACGCUCCUCCAACCGUCUGGUUCCUCACGUGUAGCCUUGGGUACGAGUCCGGUGCCUACAUCACCGGGGUUCUCAUCGAACUUCCCAGGCACGUCCCACGAAUAUCAGGCAUUCAGCACAGCAUUCGACAGAACACAGAUCCCAUCGCCAUCCCUGCAGCAACAAUCGUUCGGACAUUUUCAACCUGGAUCUACGUCGAAUUUGGCAGAGGGCUACAAUCUGUUUUCUGAUGCAUCCCAACACCGCCUAAGCAGCGGCAGCGCAACUGACUUUCAAACUGGACACAACUUGGGAUAUAUGGACGGCCUUGGAAACAACACUAGUCCAGACGGCUCACUUGGUUACAAUGCGCUUGGCGUCGGAGCUGCCAGUAUCGAGGAUGGAUCAGUGGCAAGCAUGGCCGAAGGCGACGGUGACCCCGGAGAGCAGAGCGAAAAUACCCCAAAACGGGAGAAGAACGGCAAGGAGAAGCCGCCGCCCGCAUGGAGCGAAAUGAAGACGAAAGCAGGGAAAGAACGCAAGCGGUUGCCUUUGGCUUGCAUUGCGUGCAGACGGAAGAAGAUACGAUGUUCCGGAGAGAAACCUGCCUGCAAGCAUUGUCUCCGUUCGCGCAUACCGUGCGUUUACAAGAUUACAACUCGAAAAGCUGCGCCAAGAACAGAUUACAUGGCUAUGUUGGACAAGAGACUUAAGAGAAUGGAGGACCGUGUCAUCAAGCUCAUACCGAAGGAGACCCCCGGCGGUGUUCCAACAGUCACCAGGGCCGUUGUAAAACCAGCGCUCCCGGGAGCCACACUCAAGACCCCAUCGAGCAAGAAGAGACCGGCAGACGAGGCCUUCGGUGUUGAUCUGGACGAAUGGUCAAAAUCGAAAGCGAGGGAUCCGCGCGAGGGAAUGUCGCUCCCGCCCAAGGGCAAAGACGCAGAAGAGAACAAGCUGCUGACCGAAGGUGCUGAAAGCCUACCCUCGAAGCAGCUUCAAGAGCAUCUGGCCGAGGUCUACUUCGACUAUGUCUAUGGCCAAAGCUAUCCAUUACUGCAUAAACCCAGCUUCAUGCGCAAGCUGAGCGCCGGAUUGGUUCCCCCUGUGCUAGUGCUGGCAGUAUGCGCCAUAUCUGCACGGUUUUCAACCCACCCCCAGGUCCGCACAGAGCCGGCCUUCUUACGUGGGGAGAAGUGGGCAAGUACGGCACGGGAGAUUGCUCUCAAGCGCUACGACUCGCCAAACAUCACCAUACUGAUUGUCUACCUUCUUCUCGGUUUACAUGAGUUCGGCACGUGUCAAGGUGGUCGCAGCUGGAUGUUUGGCGGCAUGGCCCAGAGGAUGGCAUACGCCAUGCAGUUACACAGGGAUCUCGAUCACGACCCGCUCGGCAAGGGCAAGGAGGGUCAGGUGGUACUGAGCCCCACAGAUCGAGAAAUCCGACGACGGACUAUGUGGUCUUGCUUUUUGAUGGAUCGCUUCAACUCUUCCGGAACCGAGCGGCCGCUCUUUGUGCAAGAGCAGUUCAUUACUGUGCAGCUGCCUGUUAAGGAACAGUACUUUCAGAUGGAGGUGUCCGGUCCGACCGAAGACUUGGAUGGAGGAGUACCCAACCCUGUCCCGGGGGACAACGGCCAGAUGAGCAAUGCCAAAGACAACAUGGGCGUGAUGGCAUACCUAAUCCGCCUAGUAGCCAUUUGGGGCCGUGUCAUCAAAUUCAUGAACCUCGGCGGCAAAGAGAGGGAGACGCAUCCCAUGUGGUCGCCGCAGUCCACCUUCCAUGAGCUGAAAAAUGCAGCACUGGAAUGGAAUUCCUCGUUGCCGAGUUUCCUGCACUACAACGCCAAGAAUCUCGAAGACCAUACUAUUGAGAAAACCGCAAACCAAUUCCUGUACAUACACAUCUUGUACCACCAGAUCAUUCUCUUUAUGAAUCGCUUCGCUCUGCCAUCGAUCGCCGGCAGCCGACCCCCGAAAGAUAUGCCGCGAGAUUUUCUUACCGAAGCUGCUCGCGCUGCGCUCAACGCAGCGAACAAGAUCUCUAUUCUCAUCAACGAAGCCAUGGACUAUCACGUCGUUGCGCCAUUUGCCGGCUACUGCGCCUUCUUCUCCAGCACUGUGCACGUCCACGGCGUGUUCUCGAAGAACCCGAAGCUCGAAGCUUCCUCCAAAAAGUACCUCGCUUACAACGUCAAGUAUGUUAGCAAGAUGAGGAAGUAUUGGGGCAUGUAUCACUUCGUUGCCGAAAACCUCAAGGACCUGUACCGGCAACAUGCAGAUGCCGCCCUCCGUGGCUCAUCAGCGACCAAUACAAAAGGCGGCCCUGCGAAUAUCUUUCAAUACGGCGAUUGGUUUGACCGCUAUCCCCACGGCGUCUCAUCGACCGACUACGAGGAUCCGGCUGCAGAUGAGAAGAAGGAACCUGGCACAGACGCCGUACUCGGCGGCCAGAAGUCGGACUUGCAAAGUGUGGAAGAGUUCUUCGCAAGCUUGUCCCCACCAUCAAAAGCCGAACAUCAGCGCAAGCUAGCGAAGAAGGCAAAGAACAAGAAGUCCAUCUCACAGCUGGCCUCUCAGUCAACCAGCCAUCCCUCGGCUGCUCAACAAGCCACACAAGACAUGCAGACGCAACAGCGAACUCAGUCAAUGGACCAUCUGGCAAUCUCGCACGACCUCACCAACACACAGCCACACUUCGACAGCGCCUUCUUCGACCCUUCCGCCUCUCAAUCCUGGCAGGACCACUAUUUCCUAAAACCCCACGGAGGUCUGUUCGGCGACCUAGACAGACAAAUGGUGCUCUCCUCCUACGAUCUCGACGUCCCCCUUUCUACCUCACCCACAGCCGUCGACCCAGCAACCUCCAUGCCCUCGCUUCUGCCGCCAGACCCCCUAGACAACCCGCCUGCGGGUAUGUGGGACAUGGAUAUCGCGAAUCUAAAUUUUGCGGACCCGAGCACGGCGUGGUUCAUGCCGUUUAAUAUGGAGCCCCCGGAUAUAGGGGCUGAUGCGGGGAUGCUUGGUGGUGGGGUGUGGGGCUACGAUUUUGACGGUGGGGCGCAGGGGUCGCUUGAGGGCAUGGAGGUGGGGAGGUUGGAGGCGCAGGAGGUGGAGGCGCAGGAGGAGGAUGGGGGUGAGAUGAUGGAGCAGAUGGUGUAG
This is a messenger RNA of Coniosporium apollinis CBS 100218, 3219 nucleotides long. RefSeq lists its product as uncharacterized. Lineage: Eukaryota; Fungi; Ascomycota; Dothideomycetes. Bases 1 to 3219 code for a protein of 1072 amino acids. Gene Ontology annotation, molecular function: zinc ion binding; DNA-binding transcription factor activity, RNA polymerase II-specific; DNA binding. The record is from RefSeq and is a predicted model, not a curated record. Gene Ontology annotation, cellular component: nucleus. The transcript has a single exon. Gene Ontology annotation, biological process: DNA-templated transcription; regulation of DNA-templated transcription.